AUGGACCACCGGUCACCCCCAACCAUCCCCCUUUAAAAUCGCAAAACAAAUCCUCACCGUUCAAAGAAUCCACCCAUUCUCUCAUCAUCACCAUCAUCAUUUCACCAGAAACUACCAAAAACCAGAAAACGAACGCUCACAACCAACAAAUACGAAUUAUUUCUCUCGCGCUCUCUCUCUAAAAAGACAGAUCAAGAGUUUUUUUUAUUUCCUUUUUAGUUAUGAGGAGAAAGUGUAGAAAAAUUGGAGAAAUCGCAGUUAUGGAGCUCUCUGACAUCGGACUUCGAUCACGAGCCAUGGCGGCGGCCACAGGAACAGUUCAGAAGAAACGCAGAAGAUUAAAUGGCGACGGAGAUGCUGAAUUCAAAGCAACGUCUUCAAGGGCCUCAACGACGUCGUAUAUUCAGUUACGAAGCCGGAGAAUUUUGGUGGAUCAUCAUCGGCUCAAUGAAAAUCGAUGUUUGAGCCCUAACUUGGAUCAUGAUGAUGACGUGUCGUGCUGUUCAAGCAAUAUCGGAUCAAGCGAGAAAAGGAUUAUCCAAUUGCCAGAUCUGGAGGAUGAAAGCAUGGAAGUUGAAACAUCCACUCAUUUAAACUUCAGAGAAAGCAGGAGAGAAACGACACCGUCGAGUGAGUUCCGAGCUGAACCAGAAGAACUGGAUUCAACGUCGCGGCAAUCAGAGGCGAACUCUUGCAGUAGAUCAACGGCGGAGAAGAUGCCAACCGAAGCUGAACUUGAAGAAUUCUUUGCUGCUGCUGAGAAAAAAGUUAAAGAACAGUUCGCGGAAAAGUAUAACUACGAUAUCGUCAAGGACGAACCGUUGAAAGGACGUUACCAGUGGGUUCGAUUAAAUCCAUGAAAGAAAAACGCCAAAAUCAAGCCAGAAAUAGGAAAAGAAAAAACAAGGAACACAUUUUUAGAAGAAAACCAAAAGAGCAACCAGGCGAUAUCUCAUAGGUACUACUGAUUUAAAAUUUUACAAAAUUUUAGGGUUUCUAUUUUAUGUACAGAAUGAGACAAUGAUUAAUAACGGAGAAGAAAGAAGAAGAGAUAAGCUCUUAA
Gossypium arboreum is the source of this 1063-nucleotide messenger RNA. RefSeq names its product cyclin-dependent kinase inhibitor 7-like. The record is from RefSeq and is a predicted model, not a curated record. Gene Ontology annotation, molecular function: cyclin-dependent protein serine/threonine kinase inhibitor activity. The transcript is spliced from 4 exons. The coding region runs from base 222 to 860 and encodes 212 amino acids. Lineage: Eukaryota; Viridiplantae; Streptophyta; Magnoliopsida; Malvales; Malvaceae. Gene Ontology annotation, biological process: negative regulation of cyclin-dependent protein serine/threonine kinase activity. Gene Ontology annotation, cellular component: nucleus.